AUGAUAGAAAACUGCACGACGCUGUAUCCCAACGAUAUAGUUGGCCGCAAGGUCAGUGAGUACUCGGACCAGCACUCAGUCCCUCUUCCCGAAGACCUUGUCAAGUACCAUGAAUGGGUGUUGCGCAGUCAAGAACACUCCCACUUCACCAUUUCCCUGCUCGAGGCGAGAAUGUUGUCGUGGAUGGCACGAAUGGUGAAUGCCAAGAGAGUCCUUGAGAUUGGCACAUUUGUAGGUUUCUCCGUCGCCACUUGGGCCAACGCCGUUGGCAAGGACGGCAGCGUCACCGGCCUCGAGAAGUCCCCCGAGUUCGCACAGAUGGCCCGAGACCAGCUCAGCAGGUUCGGUUGGAACAACGCCGAAGUCGUCACGGGCGACGCCUUGCACACUCUGGCCGGGCUUGAACCCCCAGAGCCCUAUGAUAUCAUCUUCAUCGAUGCCCAAAAGUCCGGCUACCCAGCCUAUCUGAAGAUCAUCCUCGACCGGUCCCAGCCCGGGCAGGCCAACAGGCUACUGCGCCCUGGUGGUUUGAUCAUUGGCGACAACGCCCUUCGUUGCGGCCUGGUUGCGGACGAGUCGGACGACAACCCGGCUACAAAGACGGUCCCUCUCCAUACCAUCAACUGGGACUGGAAUAAUAUUGCCUUUUUGGACGAGUUCAACAAGAUGAUGCAUGGUCACCCGCGUAUUGAGGCCAUGCUGCUGCCGGUUUUUGACGGGCUCGGUCUGGGCAGGUUGCUGGACUGA
Metarhizium robertsii ARSEF 23 is the source of this 747-nucleotide messenger RNA. RefSeq names its product O-methyltransferase family 3. The transcript has 3 exons. Bases 1 to 747 code for a protein of 248 amino acids. The record is from RefSeq and is a predicted model, not a curated record. Gene Ontology annotation, molecular function: S-adenosylmethionine-dependent methyltransferase activity; O-methyltransferase activity. NCBI's taxonomy places the organism in Eukaryota, Fungi, Ascomycota, Sordariomycetes, Hypocreales, Clavicipitaceae.